AUGAGUUACCAUAAACGAAACGAAGAAAUAGCCGAGAUUGGCUUAUUCUAUCACAUCGACAAGACGGCAGUCUUGCAAGAAGCUCGUGUUUUCAACGAUUCACACAUUAAUGCGAGAAAGUGCCGUCUUCUUUUGACAAAGAUUAUUUACCUUUUGUACACCAGUGAAUCCUUCAACGUGAAAGAGGCAACUGAGCUUUUCUUCAAUGUCAUCAAGCUUUUUCAAUCCAAAGACACAUCUUUACGCCAAUUGAUGUACCUUGUCAUCAAGGAAUUGUCUGGCAUUGCUGAAGAUGUCAUCAUGGUCACACAGUCUUUGAUAAAAGAUAUUCAGUCCAAGCAAGAAACAGUUUAUAGAGCGAACGCGAUUCGUGCCUUGUGCCUCAUUACUGAUCCUUCCAUGAUUCAAGGUAUUGAGCGUAUUUUAAAGGCUUCCAUUGUUGACAAAACACCUUCCGUAUCCUCUGCUGCUCUUGUAUCCUCCUAUCACCUCUUUAAAAUCGCCAAGGAUAUAGUAAAGCGUUGGUCAAAUGAAGUUCAAGAGGCCAUCCAUCAGAAAGCUUCAAACUCGGGUUUUUCUUCAGUUGCUUCCAACUAUUUCUCGGGAGGACAAAAAAACUCUCAAGUCAUCCAAUCCACCAGCAAUAUCAAUCAAUACCAUGCUAUCAGUUUACUUUAUUUAAUCCGUCAACAUGAUCGUAUGGCUAUUGCUAAAUUAGUACAGACUUUUGCUGGCUCUCGCUCCAGCGGAGGAGGCUUCUUCGGCGGAGCCAACUCUGGCGGCACCUUGAAAAAUCCUGCUGCUAUUUGUAUGUUGAUCCGAUUCGCAAGUAAAGUCAUCGAAGACGAUCCCAGCUCAACGCGCCAAAUUUAUGAGAUUUUGGAAGGAUUCUUGCGACAUAAGAGCGAUAUGGUCAACUUGGAAGCAGCUCGUGCUAUUUGUGACAUUCCUGACAUUCCAGCAAAAGAGCUUCAUCCUGCGGUCUCUGUAUUACAGUUGUUUUUGUCAUCACCCAAACCUACCGUUCGCUUCGCAGCUAUCCGUACUCUCAACAAAUUAUCUCUUGAUAACCCCACAGCGGUUGCCUCAUGCAAUCUCGAUAUCGAAAACUUGAUCUCCGAUCAAAACCGUAGUAUCGCUACGUUUGCCAUUACCACUUUAUUGAAAACAGGCAAUGAGGCUUCUGUGGAUCGAUUAAUGAAACAGAUAAGUGGAUUCAUGGGCGAUAUUUCUGAUGAAUUCAAGGUGAUUGUCGUGGAGGCCAUACGUUCUUUGUGUCUCAAGUUCCCCUCAAAGCACAGCGUCAUGCUAAGCUUCCUCAGUGGUGUCUUGCGUGAUGAAGGUGGCUACAACUUCAAAAAGGCAGUAGUGGAAGCCAUUUUUGAUAUGGUGAAGCAUAUUCCUGAAUCGAAAAAUGUAGCACUUUCUCACUUGUGUGAAUUCAUUGAAGAUUGUGAAUUUACGAAACUUUCCGUACGCGUGCUCUAUUUGCUGGGACAGGAAGGGCCUAAAACGCCUACGCCUACAAAGUACAUUCGUUAUAUUUAUAACCGCGUUAUUCUCGAGAAUUCCAUUGUUCGUGCGGCUGCUGUGAGUGCACUCGGCAAAUUCGGCUUCUACUGCUCCGAUCCUUCUGUGAAGAAGAGUGUUCAUGUAUUAUUAGACCGCUGUUUAGACGAUGUGGAUGAUGAAGUGCGAGAUCGUGCUACACUCUAUCUGGCCAUGUUGAAUGAUGAGCCUCUUGCUAAAAAAUAUGCUGCUGAUGAGGCCACAUUUGCUCUCGCAACAUUGGAACGUCAGUUAGUCGAAUAUGUGAGUGCUGAAGACAACAGUAAACAAUUCAAUCUCGAUGCUAUUCCAGUGAUCAGUAAGAAGCAAGAAGAAGAAGAGCGUCGCCGUAAUCGUGUCGAAACUACCACUUUAUUACCCGCUGAAAAGAAGAACGGAAAGACGACAGCAUCCAAAAAGGAUAAGACAUCUUCUUCAUCCACUUCUCACUUUGAUCGACAAGCUCAAUAUGCUGAGAAAUUAUCUGCAGUGGCAGAAUUCGCAUCUUUCGGUGCAUUAUUUAAAUCAAGUGAACCUGUUCAAUUAACGGAAAGCGAAACCGAAUACGUCGUUGAAUGCAUUAAACAUACUUUUGCAAAACAUAUUGUUUUCCAAUUCAAUUGUACAAAUACACUCAACGAACAAGUUUUGGAAAAUGUGCAUAUGGUCAUGCAGCCUGAAAUCGAUGGUUUAGUUCAAGUAGCCGAAAUUCCUGCUGAAAAGUUGGAAUAUGAUGUUACAAAUGUCAUUUACGUCGCUUUUGAACAGGAAGACCCUGAAGAGCUUGCUAAUGUUUCAUUCACAAAUACACUCCAGUUCGAAGUCAAGGAUUGCGAUCCUGCAACAGGGGAAGCCGAUCCCGAGGGCUACGAGGAUGAAUAUCAAGUUGAAGAUAUCGACGUCCUAACAAGUGACUAUAUUCGUCCCGAUUACAUAUCGAACUUUGCUGAAACAUUCGAGAGCUUGGCAGAAAAUGAAGUAGUGGAGGCUUUUGCAUUGGAUAGGGAGAAAGCCCCCAAUCUUAAAGUUGCUUGUAAAUCUAUAAUCGACCUAUUGAGCAUGCAACCAUUAGAUGACAGUGAUAAACCAAAGAAUAACAAUCUACAUACCUUAUACUUAUCGGGAACAUUCUUAGAUGGAUCAAAAGUACUAUGUAAAUGUAGAAUGACUUUUAAUGCGUCUGCUGGCGUUGCAUUCGAAUUAGCAGUUAGAAGUGAAAAUAUGGAUGUGUCACAAAUUGUUCUUUUAGCCAUUUCAUAA
Molecule: messenger RNA, 2808 nt
Organism: Mycotypha africana
Lineage: Eukaryota; Fungi; Mucoromycota; Mucoromycetes; Mucorales; Mycotyphaceae
Product: adaptin N terminal region-domain-containing protein
Exons: 8
Coding region: 1-2808 (935 amino acids)
Biological process (GO): endoplasmic reticulum to Golgi vesicle-mediated transport; intracellular protein transport; intra-Golgi vesicle-mediated transport
Cellular component (GO): endoplasmic reticulum; endoplasmic reticulum-Golgi intermediate compartment; COPI vesicle coat
Molecular function (GO): structural molecule activity
Source: RefSeq, a predicted model, not a curated record